Pyricularia oryzae 70-15 is the source of this 2889-nucleotide messenger RNA. RefSeq lists its product as uncharacterized. The transcript has 4 exons. The coding region runs from base 181 to 2889 and encodes 902 amino acids. NCBI's taxonomy places the organism in Eukaryota, Fungi, Ascomycota, Sordariomycetes, Magnaporthales, Pyriculariaceae. The record is from RefSeq and is a predicted model, not a curated record.
GCACAGGUUGCUAAGCUUUCAUAGCAUCAGCAGCCGAACUUAAUCUAUUUCGGUUUUCUACACGAAGCACCCAAAAGGCAUCCUCACUCCCAGAACGGCCCACUCUUCUGAUAUUUCUGGCUAGCCUCACCGGCAAAUUUACUGGUCAAGUUCAAGGUCGUCGUCAGCAGCCCCUAGACAAUGUCCACGCAAGAGGACGAGGAUGGAUUUGGCCGCCUCAUUGGGGGUAACGGCGCUGACCACCGACGCCGACUAAAUGAGUCUACAGACCAUACCUUUGGUGCGAAUAAGCCUUCUGAGGCGGCCAAAAGGCAAGCAGCUGGGCUUUUGCCUGACCGAGGCCCAGUCACACCAUCUCAAAUGUGCAAGAAAGGCCGUAGCUGCGACGAUGUCUCGAAAGGAUCCUUGGAGUUCCCGGCUCAUGGGAACAGGUGCCCAUCUCCCCACAGAACAGACUCGAUAAGAUCACAGGACAGCUCCACCGGCUCUACUACCACUCGGUCAUCCACAUUUCCGAAUGCCAUGUCCGAUAGUAUUGGAUCUCUAUAUAUGGACACGGCUCCGGCAAGUCCUACCUUUGAUGAAGUAUCGCAGUGCUCCUACAACAUCCACAGCAACAUGACAUCCAUGAACACGAGCCCCAAUCCAAGCCGUAAAAACACCAUCGAUGAGCGGCUAGAUGACUUCGUGCUCGAGGAAAACGAAGUAAAAAGAGCAAAAACAGAACAUUAUGUCACAUCCGCGGCCUCAACGCAGAUGGCGACAGAUGUUUUGGCACAUUUUCCAACACACACAAAGACUUUCCCCCUAUCAAACACCUACUUGGUCGAUAGGGCCUGGCCUGAGCUGAUGCAUAUGCAAGCUGGCAUGGAUGUUCAGUGGAAGAACGGUGCGCCUCGAAGACCAAUGCCCGGCUUCCUUGCGCUCACGCCUGACGAACGACCUAUAGAUAGCGGGGGUGACCUCUUGCCCAGAGUGGGCUCUACUGACCUACCGUUUCGGUCCAUAAAGAUCUCGGAUCCCGUUUCUGGUCCUGCCGCAGACAAAGAAUGUUCCCAAGGAAAACAUCCAAGUGCAGAUUCAAGCCCUACAAGUCCUUGCUCUUCGAACAAUACACCGGCCACACCCACACCCGCAACCUCCAGCCUGCACAAUACACCAAGCCCUCCACCCAAUACCAAAGGUAGAAUAUUCGUUGCGUGUGGCAGCUAUGGUGAUGCCUACUACGAUGUCAUGUGUCAAGCAAUCCACAAUCUCAUUCUGGAGCACACUCCCACAGCUGUGCUUGAUGAUCUCGAAAAGCCUUUGAAGAUGGCUGCAGUCUGGUGCACCGAGCGAGCAAUCAACAUGAUACAGGAGAAGCUCUGUGAUAUUUCAUGCGCAGAGAAGAUAGCAACAGACUGCGGCGAGGGCCCCUUGGAGGAUUCUGGCCAUGGGUCGCACGCUCCAUCACACGGAGCGUUUGCGUCAGCCAGUCAGAAAGAUCAUCGUGCAAAGAGGCACGGCGAAUCAAGUAACCGCCGAGGAGACGAUGACUCGGAGGACAACACAAACAACGACCAGGACCAAGAACGCAGCAGGACAGGCCAGCAGGAUUAUCGCCUACAUACCAAGCGAGGGAGGAAUGGAUUUAGUUGCCCAUUCAGAAAACGGAACCCCCUGCGGUUUAACAUUAGAGACUGGUCCAACUGCGCGCUGCAACCUUUCGAGAGUAUGAGUUUGCUAAAGCGUCACAUCAAAUCUUGCCAUGGGCUCAACCAGUCGGAAUAUGUGUGCCCACGGUGUAAAAAGGACAUGGCCCACAGCGAGAGUCUGAAACAGCACCUGACUGUUCCCCUACAACGAAUGUGCGAACCUGGCACAGAUGCGCCUGUUGCCGAUCCGGAGGAUGGCAUCACUCGUGAGAUCGACGACAAACUCUGCGCCCGAGGUAGCGGACGAAAAGUUGACAGCUGGAUUGUCCUGUGGCGAACACUGUUUCCUAACGAUGAGCACAUUCCAAACCACGAGUUUGAUCCUCCGGUUGGCCUUGAAGAGGUCGUCAACAAAUUUUACAGCCAGCAACAGGGGUUGCUCCCAAUGGGUGAGGGCUGGCUCCCGCUUCGCACAAGAUUGCACGCGUGCUUUCAUGCAAAUUAUGUGACAGGCAUAGAUCCUGGUGACUCUUCGGGUCUUGCCAACGAAGUUUGUCAUGAAUAUAUCAGUGAAACUCUCAGGGCCAGCGCCAAGAUACCAUACGAGAAGAGUCCGCACGUGGAUGGACAGUCGAGAAAUAGCCCCCCUCGGCUCAUUGCGACGCCAAAGAAGCACGGGAGGGCUGCACCUCGUCAAACCAAACAGCUGGCAAAUCCGCUACCACGUGAAGUUCCAACCAGUAUCGUGCCAAACCAAACCUUGAUGAAUGGGAGGGAAUGGGCCCCGAGUUCACGUCCCCGUCCAGUUCCAGACAUGAGCGUUGGCCCGUUUGGGCUUCAGAACCCGGAAGCAGGCUAUCUAAAUCGUUUCCCGACGAACUUUCAGAGUCGGCCGCCCUCGAUGUCCGAAUCGACGAUAUCUUCAGGCUCCAUGACGCAACCUCAAGCCCACCACGGCUCGGCCACCCCUCACCUCGAGCCCAGUCAUGCUGCAGGAGUCAUGGCCCGAUCUGUUGCCUCUUCGUAUAAUCAAGCAGACAAUAACUACUUUGGUGGCCCAAACUACACGAUUGACAAUGUGCCCUUAUCCAAUUCCUCUACUUCCGGCUAUGCGAGUCUCCCUCCUGCACCAAAUUACCUCCCAGUCCAUACUAGUGGGUUUACCCAGUCACAAACCGGCGGCGAGGAAGUGACAGGGGAUCCUGCCAUGCCAGCCUCUGAGGAUUGCGAUUCUCCGUCACAGUUUCUAUUUUAA